GGGGGCGUGCGCCCCCGGCCCUCGGCGACCCCAGCCCCAUGGCCGGUCCGGCCCCGCCCGCCGCCGAAGAGCUGCCCGGCCCGGCCCGGCGCCUCUACUCCAGGAUGGAGGCCUCGUGCCUGGAGCUCGCCCUGGAGGGGGAGCGUCUCUGCAAGGCGGGGGACUUCAAGGCAGGCGCGGCGUUCUUUGAGGCGGCGGUGCAGGUGGGCACGGAGGACCUGAAGACGCUGAGUGCCAUCUACAGCCAGCUGGGCAACGCCUACUUCUACCUGAAGGAGUACUCCCGGGCCCUGGAGUACCACCGGCACGACCUGCUGCUGGCACGGACCAUCGGGGACCGCAUGGGGGAGGCCAAGGCCAGUGGGAACCUGGGCAACACACUGAAGGUCCUGGGCCGCUUUGACGAGGCCGUCGUCUGCUGCCAGAGGCACCUGGACAUCGCCCAAGAGCAGGGGGACAAGGUUGGGGAGGCGAGGGCGCUGUACAACAUCGGCAACGUGUACCAUGCCAAGGGCAAGCAGCUGUCCUGGACCGCCGCGCAGGACCCCGGGCACCUGCCGCCGGACGUCCGGGAGCCGCUGCGCAGAGCCUCCGAGUUCUAUGAGAGGAAUCUGUCCCUGGUGAAGGAGCUUGGCGACCGGGCGGCCCAGGGCAGGGCCUAUGGCAACCUAGGCAACACCCACUACCUGCUGGGGAGCUUCAUGGAGGCCACGGCCUUCCACAAGGAGCGCCUGGCCAUUGCUAAGGAAUUUGGAGACAAGGCGGCCGAGAGGAGGGCCUACAGCAACCUGGGGAACGCCCACAUCUUCCUGGGGCGCUUUGACGUGGCUGCUGAGUACUACAAGAAGACGCUGCAGCUCUCGAGGCAGCUCAAGGACCAGGCAGUGGAGGCGCAGGCCUGCUACAGCCUGGGCAACACCUACACGCUGCUGCAGGACUACGAGCGCGCAGCCGAGUACCACCUCCGGCACCUGCUCAUCGCCCAGGAGCUGGCCGACAGAGUGGGCGAGGGCCGGGCGUGCUGGAGUUUGGGGAAUGCCUACGUGUCCAUGGGGAGCCCCGCACAGGCCUUGACUUUUGCCAAGAAACACCUGGAGAUCUCCCAGGAGGUUGGGGACCGCAGCGGGGAGCUCACAGCCCGCAUGAACGUGGCACAGCUCCAGCUGCUGCUGGGCCGGAUGCCCAGUCCCGCGGCCACCGAGAAGCCAGACCUGGCUGGUUACGAGGCCCAAGGUGCCAGGCCCAAGAGGACACAGAGGCUGAGUGCAGAGACCUGGGGCCUGCUGAGGCUCCCCCUGGAGCGGGAGCAGAAUGGAGACAGCCACCAGGUGGGGGAGUGGCGGGGGCCAGGCAGGGACGUGCUCCCUCUCCCCAUGAGGAGCAGGAAAUACCAGGAGGGGCUGGAGGCUGCCGAGAGGCCCCGAGAGGGAGGCCACUCCCCGCUGGACAGCGCAGACGUCCGGGUGCAGGUCCCCCGCACGAGCAUCCCUCGGGCCCCAUCCUCCGACGAAGAGUGCUUCUUUGAUCUCCUGAGCAAGUUCCAGAGCAGCCGUAUGGACGACCAGCGCUGUCCCCUGGAGGAGGGUCAGCCUGGGGCCUCCGAGGCCACAGCUGCCCCCACCCCGGAGGAGAGGGUUGCCCAGCCCUCGCUGACGGCCUCCCCGCAGACCGAGGAACUCCUGGACCUCAUCGCCAGCUCCCAGAGCCGCCGGCUGGACGACCAACGGGCCAGCGUGGGCAGCCUGCCCGGGCUGCGCGUCACCCACAGCAACCUGGGCCGUCUGCGCGGUGAUGGGGACCCACAGGAGCCGGGGGACGACUUUUUCAACAUGCUUGUCAAGUGCCAGUCCUCCAGGAUCGAUGACCAGCGCUGCCCGCCUCCUGACGUGCUGCCCCGCGGCCCCACCAUGCCUGACGAGGACUUCUUCAGCCUCAUCCAGAGGGUGCAGGCCAAGCGGAUGGACGAGCAGCGGGUGGACCUUGCCGGGAGCCGAGCAGGAGGGGGGUGGGAGCCCCGAGCCCCGGCAGCAGUGUCAACCCGGGGCCAGCUAAGACCCUGCAGCCACGGCCAGGCUGGCCCCAGCCCAGCUCUGGGCCUUGGGGCCAGGGGGCUCACUAUCACCUGUGAUGCCCACAGCCCCUCGAGAAGCCCAUUCCUCCAGAGGCCAUGGCUGAGGGCAGGCUCUGCGCCCACUGUGGCCGAUGCUGGGCACACGGCCCCCACAGCAUCCCUCUCUUGGAGGGGUAGGCUCGGGCCAGGGCUGCCCUGGGUGGGUGGCGCCUGCCUCUGUCCUGGACUGGCUCCCAUGUGGGACAUGCCCGACCUGCCUGGCCUGGCCUUCUCCCCGCCCCCACCCUGCCCCAGGUCUGGCCUGUAGCUUGCUGGUCCCUAACCCUCCCUGGCCUCUCCCUGCUCUGCCCAGCUCUAUCCCUCCGGCCCGCCCGGCAAAUGUGAAGAUUCCGUGGCUGCCCCUAAGCCCCCAAAGGCUGCUCUGAAGCCGCUGCCACGGGGCCUGCCAGCAACAUGGACGCUUCGGUCCUCCCGGGGAGGGUCCCAGGGAUGACAGAGCAGACAUGCUUGGCCCAGUCCCAGCCCCUUGCCUGCCAGCCCACCUGCUUGCCUCCUCUGGGCUGGAGGAGGUGGAAGGCCGGCUCGGAAAGCCUGGAGCCCCGACGGGAUGGUGCAGGUGGGCAGGUGUCCCCACACACUGUCGCCAGGCCCUGGCCCCCAGUCCAGAGCAGGCAGGGGCCUUGAGGGAGGUGAGGGGAAGAGUAGGGAUAAGCUGUGACACCCUAAGCCCUAAGCCCCGAAAGCCCAGGGACAGAGCAGGCCCGGCUGGAAUGCCAGCCGGCAGCGAGAGCUGCUCCCUCACCCCACCAGGGCCGGGGCGGCUGGCAGAAGCCAGGGGGGUUCAGCUUGGCUCAACCCUGUGCCUCCAAGUGAGCACCCAGCCCUCAGCUGGGAAGAUGACAUCACUGCCUCCUCCUGUGGGGAAGGUCCGCCCGCACACACCAUCAGCCCACGGGAUUGGGCAGGAGACAGGCCCUCUGGGGGGCUGCAGCCCUGGCCUGCCACCAGCCCUCUGGCAAGCCCCUGGCCCCGCACCUCAACCCUGUGGCCCCUAGGGUGUGGGGGCUACCUUCUCCCCAGGAGGUGCCUCAGCCGGGCUCCUUGGUCUUUCUCUGAGGCUCUCCAAGCGUGGGGAAGCAGCCAACCCCCCCCCCCCACAGUACAGCCUGGGGGCCCCGGGCCCACAGCGACCAUGCUCUGAAGGGUGUGGGGUCCGACGCCAGAACACGGGCUUCUCCCGGGCCGCCCCACAUACUUGAAUGUACGUGCAUAUUUAUUGCUCACGCGUUGUCUGCCAUGCUGUCAGUGGGUCCUUUCCAACCCAAGAGGUACAUUUUUGUUUGUUUUUCCCAAAAAAAUAAAGUCUGCCAAGUGAA
Molecule: messenger RNA, 3447 nt
Organism: Neogale vison (American mink)
Lineage: Eukaryota; Metazoa; Chordata; Mammalia; Carnivora; Mustelidae
Gene: GPSM1
Product: G protein signaling modulator 1
Molecular function (GO): GTPase regulator activity; protein binding
Source: RefSeq, a predicted model, not a curated record